AUGCCAGCUGGGAUUCUCUCUCCACCGGUGCUGCUGAGGGUAGCGGUGCCGGGGGAAGGGGGUUCAGAUGAUGAUUUGGUGACUGCUUCCCAAAUAUCUGUCGAGGAAUCAAGCAUCUCUCGGGUAAUCAAUCAAAACAGGACCGAAAGCAAUAUCGGCAAUAGCCGGCGAGCUUUGCUAAAUGGCACUGAAGCAAAUCGACAGAAGAACCCAGCAAUUGAAAAAGAAUCAAGACGAGGAGAACAGUCGGUUCUGAUCUAUCUAUCUCAGUCUUUUCCUAUCUAUCUAUCUAUCUAUCCACCUCAGUCUGUUCCUAUCUAUCUAUCUCUCUGUCUGUCUGUUCUUAUCUAUCUAUCUAUUUUAGUAUGUUCCGAUCUAUCUGACUUAGUCUCUUCCGAUCUAUCUAUCUAUCUAUCUAUCUUAUCUGUUCCGAUCUAUCUAUCUAUCUAUCUAUCUAUCUAUCUAUCUAUCUAUCUAUCUAUCUAUCUAUGUCUAUUCAUUAUGUAUCGAAUAUGUAUCUAUCUAUGUUCAUAUCAUUCUCUGAUGAAUGUCUUUUUCGCAGCCCCUUCUUUUCUUUUCUCCUUGCUCUUAUUUAAACGACUGUCAAAGUUAAAAAAAGACUCCAAAUCUUUAUUCUCUCUCUCUCUCUCUCUCUCUCUCUCUCUCUCUCUCUCUCUCUCUCUCUCUCUCUCUCUCCCCCCAUACUAUGAAACGUCGUCUUCCUCUUUUGUUACCGUAUUAUUUCCAGAGCCUUUUUUAUUUCUCUCUCUUUCUCUCGCUCUCUUUCUCUUUUUCUCUCUCUCUCUUCCUGUUUCUCUCUCUAUUUCUCUUCCUUUUCCUUUUUUCUCUCUUCUUCUUUCUAUCUCUCCCUCUCUCUCAAUCUCUCUCCCUCUUUCUCUCUCUCUUCCUCUUUCUCUCUCUCUCUAA
Molecule: messenger RNA, 927 nt
Organism: Acanthosepion pharaonis
Lineage: Eukaryota; Metazoa; Mollusca; Cephalopoda; Sepiida; Sepiidae
Source: the annotation of a GenBank genome assembly